AUGGCCUUCUUCAUAACUGAGCACAUACAGGCGCAGGAUUCCGAGUUACGAUGCGACCUGACUCUCCCAGUGUUUACACCCGAAGUUAAGAGAAUGGGCGGCCAGAGUCGAGUUUACCUCGGCGAUCCGACAUCGACUUUCUCAUACCCUGGCAGUGCACGGUGGUCACUGUUCUUGCGCGUUGGUGCUGCCUUCUUUGCAGGAUUCUUUGUAUGUCUGGCUGUGGUUGCGCAAUAUGUCUCAUCAAACCAAUCAUGCUUGUCAUUUUCACUUUUCACUGCUUUACUGCCUACGCACGUGGGAGCACCCGAAUGGCAUGAAUACCCUCUGGCCGAGCCCACCAACGUGUUUCCCUCCAUGUUUCCCUCCAAUGUUGGCCAUCCAGGUCCAACACAAGCAGGUGCCGAGCCUGGUGUAGCUGCUACAGCUCCUUCCUAUCCUUUGCAUUCUGGUGUAGUGCACCUUGUAUCCCCUACACGUUUUUCUCAGGACAAUGCGAAGGCCAGAACGAAGGACUUCAAUAUUUUCCGUAGCUGGGGAAGCUUAUCUCCAUGGUACUCCAUCCAACGUGGAAAAUUUGGUAUUGAUUCUGGUCCAGAAGCCCCCGAUACCUGCAAUAUCACUGGCGUCCAUCUUCUACAUCGUCACGGUGCACGAUACCCAGCUGACUACUCUAGCGGUACUGGGCCGGGUAGGUUUGCCUCGAAGUUAAACAGGAAUGCAGAAAAUGUCACAGCUACUGGGCUUCUUUCAUUUUUGGACGACUGCUCCAAUGCUCAAUUAUUGUCAGGAUUGACGCCUUUUGGGAGGUCUCAGUUAUACGGGUUUCUUCUAAAGGUUUAUUUUAUGUCUCCCUGCUUUGUUCUUCGAUUUGACUAUAUCAUUCAGAAUUUCAGCGAAACAAAUACGUUGCCUGUGUUCAGAACGGCAUCCAAAACUCGGGUGUUAAACUCUGCGCAAAAUUUUGCUCUUGGAUUUUUUUGGUUACCCUCUCGAGGGCCAUUAAACAAUACUCUUGCCCCUCAACGAUCUUGUACCAAUAGUGACAAUCCCAAUCGGGGCUACCGCAGCCAACCACAUGUUAAUGCGUGGAAAGCAGUGUAUCUCAGGGAUACCGUUCUGCAUUUGCAGCAAUACUUCGAUGGGUUUGUAUUGGAUGUUGAAGAUGUUUAUGCCAUGCAAGAAUUGUGCGCGUAUGAGUCGGUCGCUCUUGGUUAUUCCAAGUUCUGCGAACUCUUCACAGAGAAGGAGUGGGAAGGCUUCGAUUAUUCACAUGAUCUUAACUUUUGGUACAAUGUGGCUUGGGGCUCACCUGUUGGUAGGGCAGAAGGAAUUGGCUAUGUGCAAGAGCUCGUGUCUCGUCUCACUCAGACGCCGAUUGAAACGCACAAUAGUUCCACCAAUGCGACACUUCAUAACACUGUCACUUUCCCCUUUGGACACAGCCUUUAUGUGGAUGCAACACAUAAAACUGUGGUAUUAAGUGUCCUUACCGCAUUGAACCUUUCGAGCUUUGCGGCAAUGCGACCAUUGCCCAGCGAUCAUAUUCCAGAAUAUCGCAUGUUUAGGACAAGAGAGCUUGCUCCAUUCGCAAACAAUGUACAGUUCCAGCAUAAAUGGGAUGUGCUCGAUCCAUGCUUUGUUGACGCGCAGAAAGAGAACAUUCGGAAUACGGACUGGGACUUUGCUUGUAAUGCCGAUUUGACGAUCCCUGAUGGAUGGGAAACUACCACGGGCUACCCUCCUCUUUAGAUU
Suillus subalutaceus is the source of this 1755-nucleotide messenger RNA. Its product is annotated as histidine phosphatase superfamily. Gene Ontology annotation, molecular function: acid phosphatase activity. Lineage: Eukaryota; Fungi; Basidiomycota; Agaricomycetes; Boletales; Suillaceae. The transcript is spliced from 11 exons. The record is from RefSeq and is a predicted model, not a curated record. The coding region runs from base 1 to 1752 and encodes 583 amino acids.